Lolium rigidum is the source of this 486-nucleotide messenger RNA. RefSeq lists its product as uncharacterized. Lineage: Eukaryota; Viridiplantae; Streptophyta; Magnoliopsida; Poales; Poaceae. The transcript has a single exon. The record is from RefSeq and is a predicted model, not a curated record. Bases 1 to 486 code for a protein of 161 amino acids.
AUGGGCAAUAGCUUGAGAUGCUGCCUAGCUUGCGUCCUCCCCUGCGGCGCGCUGGACCUGAUCAGGAUCGUCCACCUUAGCGGCCGCAUCGAGGAGUAUGGCCGGCCGGUCGCCGCCGGCGAGAUCCUCGCCGCCAACCCGAACCACGUGCUGAGCAAGCCGUGCUCGCAGGGCGUCGUGCGGAGGAUACUCAUCGUCUCCCCAGAAUCUGAGCUGGAGCGCGGCGAGAUAUACUUCCUCAUCCCGGCUUCCUCAGUGCCGGAGAGGAAGAAGAAGGCCACCUCGCACGCCGGUGCCGCUGGCGGCCACGACGGCAAGACCAGCGGCCAUGUCAAGAGCAAGGCAUCUUCCGAUCGUGGCAGUGGGCGUCCUCACGUGGGCGAUGUGCCGUCGGAGAAGAGGUCUUUGCAUCGGCGGCGGACGAGCACCGGCGGCCGGACGGCUGUGUGGAGGCCGCACCUCGAGUGCAUUGUAGAGGGCACUUGA